This is a messenger RNA of Stegodyphus dumicola, 1467 nucleotides long. RefSeq names its product sn-1-specific diacylglycerol lipase ABHD11-like. NCBI's taxonomy places the organism in Eukaryota, Metazoa, Arthropoda, Arachnida, Araneae, Eresidae. The record is from RefSeq and is a predicted model, not a curated record.
GGUCGCGACUGAAAAACGUUUAAAAGAAACCCUGCUUUAAACUGAAAUUUCUUGCCGUAAUAAACUACCCUCAGCGUCGCGCGAGUUAAAACUCCGCUUGCAUUCUUAAAGGCAUUGUUUUCAUUCAAAUCAUAUUUCAGCUUCCUUUAAAUCCAAUUAGAAUUUUCUAAAUGUAAAGCUUUCUCUAGAAAAGAAUAGUAUUCAGAAGGGGGAAAGCAUCAGUGAAUUACGUGAUAGCUAACUCUUUAUUGCUGUGAUUGAAUAAUCAGUUGAGGCAAUUGUAUAUCCUUUUUAUUUAAUUUUUAUUUUUUUCUCUUCCUGUGACAUAUACUCAUUGUAGAUAGCAGCGUCUCUUAUAAGCGAGAACCCGUUCUAGCUUCCCUGUUUUUAAUGAAGAUUUCUGCCAGUUUCUAGCGCUACCGUGUAUAUUUGGUUCAUCUUUUCUGCUGAAAAUAUGACGAACUAUACUCCUGUAAGACUGGCAUAUAAAACUGUCGAACCUGUAAGUAGUGCCGAAGAUAAACCGCCAAUUAUUUUUUUACAUGGUUUAACACGUUCAACCGAAUACUGGUUUGAUAUUCCCCAAAUAAUUGCGAAUGAAACAAAAUGAAAGAUAUACCUACUGGAUGCGAGAAAUCAUGGUGACAGCGAAUGGUCGGAUGAGUUCAACUUCGAUAUCAAUUCCACUGAUUUGCUGCAUUUUAUGGACACAAUGAAUAUUCCUAAAGCUGUUUUACUCGGACAUAGUAUGGGUGGAAUAACAGCCAUGAGGACAGCUCUUAAGAAGAAAGUGACAGUCGAGAUGAUCAUUGUAGAAGAUAUGUCAGUCAGAAAACUACCGAAAUCUGUGUCGGACAUGGUAACCACAUUUAUAACAUUAGCGCAACAAGCACUUGAGCAAAUGCCAACAGAUAUAGAUGAAAACGGCGCUAAGAAAUUCAUCAUUGAGUACCUAUUCGAUCACUUGCCUGCGGAAGCUAAAGAAUUGAUGAAAAGACGUAGCAAAGAUGAUUAUAAAGCUCUUUCCCUGAAACGCAACCCAGAUGGCCGGUAUACGCUUAGUGCCAACAUCAAAGUGUUAAAGAACGCAGUACAGAAUACAGAGACUUUAAUGUCCGAAUUAAAGGGAGUUUAUGACGGUCCAGCCUGUUUCAUUUACGGAAAAGAUUCUCAUUUCCAGGUGGGAGCCGAUGAACCUUAUAUUAGGCAAUUUUUUCCAAACGCUGAGUUUGUGGGAAUAGAAAAUGCAGCCCAUAGCGUACAUACAGAUUGCCCUCGUGAAUUUACAGAUGCUGUUUUGAAAUUUUUGUCCCGAGCAUGAAGCUGUAUAAGAAUCAAAUGCUGAAUUUGUGUUGCAGAAAAAGAACCAUGAACUUGUGUUAUCACGUUUCCCCAUUCAAAACUUAAAACUAAUUUGUAAAAUAUUGUAUAAAUGAUUAUUAAUGCAAUAAAUAUGAUCUAAUAUAA